AAAGAGCUAGAGAGAGCUAGAGCAGAGGGAGGCGUACACACACGCUCAGCUUCUGUCGACGUGAAAAACGGUCGAGACUUUGACGAGGCGCCAUGGCGGAGGCUCACCAGGCCGUGGCCUUUCAGUUUGCCAUCACAGACGAGGGAAUAUCCCUCCAUUUCGACAGGGAGGCCGUCAAGAGCGCCCUCCGCUCCUACUUCAGGGGCCACGGGAAGAAGAUACUGAGACUUCGGGCGGCCAUUUACAGCGGGGUGUUCCCUGCUUCCCCCGUCUCUCUGGUAGUGAUACUGGCUCUGGUGACGGGACUCUGGCUGGCCGGUUACGACCUCAGUCUGGGCGUAUUUCCCGCGCUUCUCUCUCUUGCGAGAUGGAUUGGCUACAGUGGCACCUACCUUACCAUCAUCUUUCUCCUCUCCUACUCCAUUUUUCUCUGGACCCUCUUCUCCUAUCUUCAGCAGUUCACUCUCAAACUACUCCUCAUGUACAAAGGCUUCAUGUUUGAGCCGAGAGGGAAGCCAUCUCUGGUAACGCAGCUGUGGUUCAAGUCGGUUCAGAUUGUAACGGGGCGCCAACGACCCCAGCUCUAUAGCUACCAGAGGUCGUUGCCACGACUACCAGUCCCCAGACUCAAAGACACCUGCAGAAGAUACCUCCAGAGUGCCAGAGCUCUACUGAAUGACGACGAAUACAGAGAAAUGGAAGGACUCGUCAAAGAUUUUCAGGAAGGACCAGGUAAGAAGAUGAACGCCUAUCUCUACCUAAAGUCCUGGUGGGCUAACAACUACGUGAGUAAAUAUCGAGUCACAUGACUCUCACAUGAUGUCACGUGAUCUCUCGCAGGUCACUGAUUGGUGGGAGCAGUAUGUCUAUCUGCAUGGCAGGUCUUCCAUCAUGAUCAACAGCAACUACUAUGCCUGUGACAACAGUGGGUUCAGCUUGACGAGUCUCCCGGCAGCCAGGGCCGGUCUUAUCUGCCACAUCCAGGCCCGACUGAAAGAUAAGAUUGAGACGGAGCGUCUGGCUCCGCUGGUCAGCAACGGGAUCCCUCUAUGCUCGGCUCAGUUCGAGAGGACCUUUGGUACCACCAGGAUUCCCGGAAUUGAAGCUGACAAGCUGGUGCACAGGCCCGGAGCGGCGUCCAACCACGUGGUGGUGUACAAGUCAGGCCGCUGGUACUGCAUCAGUCUCUACCACAAGAAGAAGCUACUGACUCCUGUAGAUCUGGAGUGGUCAGAUUCUCCCUCUUUCCUUCUCUUUGUUCACACCUGUUUUUUUUCAUUUUUCCAUGCUCCCAUAUUCAUUCCAAUGCUUUAAUUCCCAUGUCUUGUUCCUAUAUUUUUCACAUUCACAUUCACUCAUCCCAGUUCCCAUUCUCCCAUUUUAUGUUCCUAUAUUUCCAUUCCAAUUCUUGUUCCCAUGUUUGCUAUCCCAUUCUCCCAUGUUUCUGUUCCCAUACUUCCAUUCCCAUUCUCCCAUGAUUUGGUACUGGAACAGGACCAUGGAGCAGAUCAUGGAGGACAGUGACGCGGAACUGAGACCAGGAGAGGAGCACCUGGCUGCCCUGACAGCUGCCGAUCGCAAGUCGUGGGCUGAAAUGAGGGAAAAGUACUUCAUGACUGGAGUCAAUAGGACCAGUAUGGAGAUAUUGGAGAAGGCAGCAUUUAUGAUUAUGUUCGACGAUCUGGAGCCAUCUUUGUAUGUUGAGAACGGAGACAAUACGGCUCUUACGCAAUACUGCAAGAGUCUUUUCCAUGGCAACGGGUACACACGCUGGUUCGACAAAUCAGUAUCAGUGAUCAUCUACAAGAAUGGAAAGCUGGGGAUUAAUGCUGAGCACUGUUGGGCCGAUGCUCCGAUCGUAGGCUACAAUUUAGAGCACAGCUGCACCUUGGAGCAUACCAUCGGUUACCGUGGCGACGGUCACAACAAGGGGGAGGUUCAAUAUUCGGUCAAACCUCGAAGACUAGAGUGGGAUCUUCCACCCGAGGCUGUGUCUAGAAUCGAGGUUGAACUAGCCACAGCCCAGGCCAGCAUCGCCAAUCUUGAUCUCUACGUCCUACACCACGACAUGUUCGGGAAGGGGGUCAUCAAGAGGAUGGGUAUCAGUCCAGACGGUUUCAUUCAGAUGGCUCUUCAACUAGCUUACUACAAGGAUACUGGCGGGAGUUUCUGUCUGACGUACGAGGCCUCCAUGACGAUGCUGUUCUUGGAAGGUAGGACCGAGACAGUGCGGCCCGUUACCGUGGAGUCCACCACAUUCAUACGAGCCAUGUGCAACCCCGACUCUGACGACAAAGAGCGUAAGCAGCUGCUACAGAAGGCGGUGGACAAGCACUCGCUCCUCUACAAGCUGGCGAUGGCAGGGAAGGGCAUGGACCGACACCUGUUCUGUCUGUACGUCAUAUCAAAGUACCUCAAGAUUGAGAGUCCGUUCCUGGCCAAGGUCCUCGGGGAACCAUGGCGACUAUCUACCAGUCAGACGCCAGCUCAGCAGACAGGUAAGCUGGACUACAACAACAACCCCGAACUCAUCAGUCCUGGAGGAGGCUUUGGACCUGUGACUGAGAAGGGAUAUGGGGUGUCUUACAUCAUCCAAGGAGAUUAUCACAUUUACUUCCACGUCUCGAGCUUCAAGAGUGCCCUAAACACAGAUUCUGCGAGAUUUGCAAACCUAAUAAAGGAGAGCAUGAGUGAUAUGAGGGAGCUAUUUUUAGACUCCCUCCAAAAAUAACUCAUUAAACAUUACAUCAGGUUACAUUACUAUUAAUUUUUUUCCUUGUCAUAUUGUCACUCAGCGAGCUAUAUUUUUCUGUCAAGUCUACAGUAUUAUUUAGUUGUUUAUUGUUACUUUGAACAAACAGCAUUAUAACUUGAACUAUACCAUUAUAAUGGUUAAAACUGGCUCAAUUUAAAAUUGUCAAUUUAGUAAAAACGGUGUUUGUUGAUUAUUUACAAAACGGUCUCUUUAUGUCCACUUUCAAGUUGAUUUUCUUUUUUGUCCGAACAUCUUUCUUUGUCUAAACUGUUCAUCGCUUCCAUCCGUACGACGGGUUUGUCCAGAUCUCCACACCGAUAGGCCCCUCCCCUCUUCGGACUCUUUGACGACCCGGGGCUCUCUGGAACCGAUGACAUCACUUCCUGUAUAUCUAACCCACUUCCUGCCACGCCCUCUUUCUCCCCCAACGAGUACAGCGUUCUU
Messenger RNA from Geodia barretti, 3199 nucleotides. The record is from the annotation of a GenBank genome assembly. Lineage: Eukaryota; Metazoa; Porifera; Demospongiae; Tetractinellida; Geodiidae.